AUGGGGGUCAAGCGCUCACGCUCUCUGUCGCCCUCAGAAGACCCCAAUUCGCCCACGUCGCGAGAGCACUCCGUCGAUGUGAAGAUCGUGCACCUUGAUGUCGAAUCAGCAGUAUCAGACCGGCCGGCGAUAAUGAAAUGCUCGCUGCCGCCCCACGAGCCGCUUACUUUCGCCUCGUUUGAGCAGUACGAGGUGCACUACCAGAAGGCGCACGUGAACCGCUGUACAGAAUGCAACAAGAAUUUCCCGGACGAGCACUUCCUGCACCUGCACAUUGCGGAGAACCACGAUCCUAUCAAUGCAGCCAAAAGAGAAAGAGGAGAAAAAACCUUCGCAUGCCUCCUCCCCACCUGCGACCGCGUCUGCUCAACCGCACACAAACGCCGCCUCCACCUCAUCGACAAACACCAAUUCCCCCGCAACUACGACUUCUUCAUUGUAAACGAUGGCAUAGACCGUCGCUCCUCGAUGCUAAGACCGCCGCCCCGCCGAAGAUCAAGCACUAUCAACUCUACCGCCUCCCAAUCCGGCAGGAGGAGGGGUGAAUCAAAUGCCGGCGUAGCGAAUGCUGAAACCAUGGACGUCGUCAGGGAUGAGGAUCAAGAUGUCAAAAAUGAAGAAGAGAAGGAUGAUGGGGACGAGGAGGUCAGGAGAGCGCCGGUUAAGCUGCGUGGAAGAGGAGGUUUUCAGCAUCCAAGAGGGCAAGAUCGGGGUCGAGGCUCCGGACGCGGACGCGGACGCGGGCGGGGAACCGCUUCUACCCUCACACAAGCAUCAGGAUCAGCAUCCAAAACCGGACCAGCCGCCACCGCAGAUCCCAUGGAAGGCCUCACAUCCAGCAUGUCCGCGCUGCAGUUCGUACCGCACAGUAUAUACGCGAGAGGUAGAGGGAGGGGAAGGGGG
Molecule: messenger RNA, 903 nt
Organism: Trematosphaeria pertusa
Lineage: Eukaryota; Fungi; Ascomycota; Dothideomycetes; Pleosporales; Trematosphaeriaceae
Exons: 2
Source: RefSeq, a predicted model, not a curated record